UUUUUCAUUUUAUGAUUUUCCAGUGUGUUAAAAAGAUGCAUUUUCUCUGGUGCCUGGCAGGACUGACAGCGUUAAUAACAGGAGUGACGGCUUCAGUGGCCUCUGACCAUGAAUGUAAUCGGCGCUGCGUCGUAGGGGAAACCCCUAAAACCUGUGUCUACAACUUCACAGUGGAGUGGUACAGAACUCUAUCAAAGGCCUGCCAUAGGUGUCCGUUUGUGGAGGAGGACUGUUACCGGCCUCAUUGUGUGGCAGCAGACGGUCACGUGCGCGCACACCUGGCGGUAAACAGGAUGAUGCCUGGGCCCAGUAUUGAGGUAUGUGAGGGUGACACCGUGGUUGUGCACGUCACCAACAUGCUCGAGGACGGUGGCACGAUCAGCAUUCACUGGCACGGCAUACAUCAGUACAAGACGCCUUAUAUGGACGGAGCGGCUCACGUGACCCAGUGCGGGAUCGAUGAGAAAGAAACUUUUACGUACGAAUUUAAAGCGAGUCCGGCGGGAACCCACUGGUAUCACUCUCAUUCUGGAAUGCAGAUUGGUGACGGUCUGCUGGGGGCCUUCAUCGUAAGAACCCCAAAAGACUUGGACCCCUCGGGUAUACUGUACGACGUGGACGACUCCGAUCACGUUGUCAUCGUCAAUGACUGGCUACCCGUUAUCUCCAUCGGCCGUUAUAUAAACCAAAUGCAUGACAAAUUUGAUUUGACCUGGCCAAUUUCUAGCUUAGUAAACGGUCAUGCGAGAAAGUUUGAAGUGGUUGAUAAAGCUAAUACAUCCAUACCCGCGGCUUACACGCCUAUGGAAUUGUUCAAUGUGAACCAAAAUAUGACAUACCGUUUCCGGGUGAUCGGAGCGUCGACUACCUGCCCCAUGAAGUUAUCUGUAGACUCUCACCUGAUAACGGUGAUAGCCACAGACGGCAUGCCGAUCGUUCCCCGAGUUGCCAAUACAAUGAUCAUUAAUCCCGGAGAGAGGUACGACUUUGUUCUUCAUGCUAAUAUGCCUGUGGACAACUACGUGAUUCGAUUCCGUGGACUGUCAGACUGCAGAGUAGUGCGGGAGACUGCGUUUGCCAUACUGCACUAUAACGGUGCCAACAGCACUUUGCCGGAGAUCAACAAAACCCUUACACGAGGAGGGGUGUUCGUCAAUCCCAUUUUAAUAAACAAUGAUAACCCACUAUACUCAAGCUUUGAUCUGGAUAUUGUUGUGGACGACCUUCGUAGUGAACGAUACAAAAGAGUGGAGAAUUACACUACAGAAAAAGUUGACCUAGUGUACUAUAUUGCUUCGGAUUUCAACAACAACGACAAUAAGAAAUACAAUCACCCAGAUUAUUAUCCUGUGAAGGAAUUGCCGCCACUGAAAGCACAUUUCACUCCAGUCUUGGACAACAUAACCUUUGACCUCCCGCCCAUACCACCGCUUUCCCAACCUGAAGAUAUCCAUCCUGAGUGGUUCUGUAAUCGAAGCUCGCUCGACAUGACCGCCUGCUCCGCCAACUUGUGUAUAUGUACACAUUUGGUACACCUAAAACUGAACCAGGUCGUGGAUUUAGUGCUGGUGAACGAGGGGAAAGCGUUUACCGAAUCAGGUCAUCCCAUGCAUUUACACGGCCAUUCCUUCAGGGUUCUAGGACUGGAGAAGCUUGGAGAGUCAGUCUCGGUUAGUGACGUAGAAAACCUGGAGAAAGAAGGGAAACUAAAGAGAAACCUGAUCAACCCGCCGUGGAAAGACACGGUCCAUGUCCCUGAUGGCGGUUACGUCAUUAUCAGGCUGAUCGCUAACAAUCCAGGCUACUGGUUUUUCCACUGUCACGUGGACUCUCACAUGCUCCAAGGAAUGGCUAUGUUGUUUAAAGUUGGGGAAGACGAAGACAUUCCGAAGAUUCCCGAGCAAUUUCCCCGCUGUGGAGGAAUGGGUUUCAGUAACGCCAAGAAAAUAAAAUCUCCUCCGCCGAAAGUCAUAGAGAAAGACUGCGAAUCCUCAUCAAUUUCAAGCACGCUCAGCGCCGUGCUCUGUUUGGCCAUAACAUUCAGUGUGUUUGUCAACAUAAAAUAGCUUUAUUAUAGCAAUCUUUGAACUAUAGACCUUAUACAGAUAUGUGUCAGAUAUGUACCUGAUGGGAAAGUGAACGCAUUUCAAGGAACACAGUUUUUAAAUACAUUUAUGCAAGGAACAGAAUUGGGCAGAACAGAGUAGUAACAGAUAGACAACAAAAUGGGCAGACUUGUGAGAUAAGAUCAUUUAGUAAAAAUGACAAAUUAAUUCAGAUUAAGAUGUUAAACCUAAACUAAAAUAUCUUAUGAAUUCAUUGUUUGUAAUGAAUAUAUGUUAAAACAAUUCUAACCCGCUAAGGUGGGGGUGAAAAAAGGCCAAGAUAGGAUACAAGAAAACAACAGAGUAGGUAAAGCCCUCCAAGGGAGAGGAAGGUGGGAUUUCGGAAAUUAACCUUAUCGUGCAGCAUGCACGUACGUCCUUCUCGUUUCACGUCCAAACAGAAUAUGACCCCGAAAGAGUAUCACGCCCCCACGAGACAAUCGUAUAUAUGUAAAUAUAACCAUGGUAGCGCGAGCUAACCUGUAACGAGCUCGUGCAUUAGCACAUAGGGUCAUACAGUGUAUAUACAUUUGAUAACGGGAGACAACUUUUAAGCCAGAUCAAAGCCAAUGAGAAAAUCAUGCGUGAAUUUAAAAGUACACUGUCCCAACAUAAAAGCUAUUAUAGCUGUGCAGUAAUUGGUAUUUAUGUAAGGAACAGAAAUGGCCCUAUAGGCGGCUAGUAACAUAGACCACAAAAUGGGCAGAUUUGUAUUAUAAUGUCAUUUAGUAAAAAUGACAAAUUUAUUAAGAUUAAGAUAUUAAACUUAAACUGAAAUAUCUUAUGAAGCCAAUGAGAAAAUCUACUUGCGUUAAUUCAAUAGUACACUGUCCCAGCCUAAAAACUAUUAUAGCUGUGCUGUGACUGGUCGGGCUCGGUCGAUACGGCGACGCAACCGCAGGGAACUCGAGCAGAUACGACGAUGCAGAUCAGCAGAGUGUCACGAUAAUCUCUAUUUAUAGCUGUGCUGUGGCUGGUAGAUAAAAAUUAAAGUAUCUCUUAUUGAUACCAGUCAUGCAUAUCCUAAACUGCUUGAAAAGACUAUCAUUAUGUUAGUCAAGUAACUAGCAAAUCUUCCGACAACUACUAACAUAAAACUAAACAUAAAGGUGCAAAAUUUAGACAAAUUUAUAUAUAAGAGCCUAAGUAGAUUAUCUUGAAUGGUUGCGACUGAAGUUUUCUCCAUUUUAUCUGAAGGACACAUGCCCCAGCCCAUUGUCGUAAUACAGCGAAUCGUUAUGAAGGCUACUGACAGGAUAUUAUCUUGUUUUUUGGUGAAGAUCUUACCCAUUAAAACUGAAAUGAU
Molecule: messenger RNA, 3411 nt
Organism: Liolophura sinensis
Lineage: Eukaryota; Metazoa; Mollusca; Polyplacophora; Chitonida; Chitonidae
Exons: 12
Coding region: 12-2066 (684 amino acids)
Biological process (GO): iron ion transport
Cellular component (GO): plasma membrane
Molecular function (GO): oxidoreductase activity; copper ion binding
Source: RefSeq, a predicted model, not a curated record